Molecule: messenger RNA, 963 nt
Organism: Fomitopsis serialis
Lineage: Eukaryota; Fungi; Basidiomycota; Agaricomycetes; Polyporales; Fomitopsidaceae
Exons: 6
Coding region: 1-963 (320 amino acids)
Source: RefSeq, a predicted model, not a curated record
AUGGCCAGGGCCGGGAUGCGCACAACACACGCCGAUCGCGAGCGUGUAGGGCCAGUGCCCCACACGCAAACACGGCCGGCGAGCAGGCGGGCGGACAACUGGACGGGCGAGCAGGCGAGAGGACAGGCCACAGUAUACGCCGACCGCGAGCGCGCCGGGCGAAUGCCCAGCACGCAGGCACAGUCGACGAACACGGGUAGGCGGGAGAGCAGCGGACGGACGGACGGACGGGUGGGGACAGGGCACGCCACCACAUAUAACACGCCCACCGCGGGCAAACAGGCGGGCGGGCCCAGAAGCGGGCGACAACACGCACGCCGCCCACGAGCGCACGGGGCAAAUGCCCAGCACGCAAGCGUGACCAACGAACGAACCGCCCGGCCGGGUCGUGCGCAACACGCCAACCACGAGCACACAGGGCCAGGGCCCGGCGUGCAAACGCAGCUGACGAGCGCGCCGUGGGUACGGGAGCAACAGCGAGCACGUCGGAGAGCGUGCAGAUGGUAUCACCGAGGUACCCCAACCCGCGGUCCACCGCCAACACUGGCAGUGAACCCGGGUAGGGUACGGGUAACACCGCCCGCGGGUACGGGUACCCGGGUCGCGGGUGCGGCGAGCGAGGGAUCAGGCGGGCGGAUGGGCUGGCAGAUGACAGCACUGGUGGCGACAGCACACACCGACCGCGAGCGCUCUGGGCGAAUUCCUAGCACGCAGACACGACCGGCGAACGCACACGCAGAACCGCGGAAACACGGCCGACAAGCGAACCACGGGCGCAUGAGCAAAGGGUGGGUGAUGACCACAGAGGUGGAUGGUGGGCGAGGAUGGGUCGGUGACAACGGGCAGGGCCAGCAGACGGGAACGCGACACAUGGUGACUGCGAACACGACGCACGCGGCGAUUGCGAGCGGAUUUAGGGCGAGGGCGAGGACGGAGGGCACGGCAAGGGCAGGGCACGGGUGA